Molecule: messenger RNA, 2639 nt
Organism: Rosa rugosa (rugosa rose)
Lineage: Eukaryota; Viridiplantae; Streptophyta; Magnoliopsida; Rosales; Rosaceae
Product: oligopeptide transporter 7-like
Exons: 6
Coding region: 279-2519 (746 amino acids)
Biological process (GO): transmembrane transport
Molecular function (GO): oligopeptide transmembrane transporter activity
Source: RefSeq, a predicted model, not a curated record
CGGGUUUGAUUCCAUUCUACGUAGCCAGCCCUCUGAAUCUGAAAUGUAUAUCACCGGAAAGCGGUCCAGAUUCAAAGCCGACACUAGCAGCCAAAAUUAAUUUCAAAUCAUUGUUCAAACUAGCCACAAAUCUUCGUCAUCAAUGACACCUAACUAAUGAGCACAAUGUCGGUCCCUAUACUCAAAACGAAUUUUCAACGACUCCAAAACCCCAUUAAUUUUUGUACUCCGGCGAUGAAAGUAUCGAGCUUUCAAUCCAGAAACAUCGGAGGAGAUCGAUGACUAUUGCACCCGAAAUCACUUCCCCUCUUCUUCAGAACAAGAACAAGAACAAGAACUAUGCUUCGGCUUCAUCUCCGGCGCCGGAGGAAAAUUCCCCGAUCGAGCAAGUCACCCUCACCGUUCCGGUCACCGACGACCCUUCCCUCCCGGCCGUCACGUUCCGAACAUGGACGCUCGGAUCCCUCGCGUGUGUUCUACUCUCCUUCCUCAACCAAUUCUUCUGGUACCGGAGAGAGCCUCUCUCCCUGACCUCGAUCUCGGCGCAGAUCGCGGUGGUCCCGCUCGGCCACCUCAUGGCCUCCGUCCUCACCGACCGGGUCUUCUUCCAGGGGCGGAAAUGGGAAUUCACCCUCAACCCGGGGCCGUUCAACGUCAAGGAGCACGUGCUCAUCACGAUCUUCGCCAACUCCGGCGCCGGCAACGUCUACGCGAUCCACAUAGUGAGCACCAUCAAGGUCUUCUACAAGAAGAACAUGUCGUUUUGGGUGGCGCUGCUCGUCGUUUUGACCACUCAGGUGUUGGGGUUCGGCUGGGCCGGGCUUUUCCGCCGGUACUUGGUCGAGCCCGCCGCCAUGUGGUGGCCUCAUAAUCUCGUCCAGGUUUCGCUCUUCAGAGCAUUGCAUGAGAAGGAGGAGAGGCCAAGAGGUGGAUUAACAAGGAAUCAGUUCUUCCUCAUUGCUUUCACUUGCAGCUUUGCUUAUUAUGUUCUUCCGGGCUACUUAUUCCCAAUGUUAUCUUCCCUUUCCUGGGUCUGCUGGAUCUUCCCUGCUUCAGUGCUAGCCCAUCAGCUAGGGUCAGGACUGCAUGGUCUUGGGAUCGGUGCUAUCGGUCUCGAUUGGUCCAGCAUUUCCUCUUACCUUGGAAGCCCACUUGCCAGUCCAUGGUUUGCUACUGCUAAUGUUGCUGCUGGUUUUGCCCUUGUGAUGUAUGUCAUUACUCCUGUGGCUUAUUGGCUCAAUGUGUAUAAAGCAAAAACCUUCCCCAUAUUCUCGGAUGGAUUGUUCACGUCUACUGGCCAAAGCUACAACAUUUCAGCUAUAAUAGACCCCCACUUCCGGCUUGACAUUGAUGCAUACGAGCGAGAGGGUCCUCUCCAUAUCAGUACCUUUUUUGCUAUCAUCUAUGGUGUCAAUUUUGCUUGCCUUACUGCCACUGUUGUUCAUGUUCUCCUCUUCAAUGGGAGAGACAUCUGGGAGCUAAGCAAGUCUGCCUUCCAAGAGAAGAAGACAGAUGUGCACACAAAGCUCAUGAGAAGAUAUAAGCAAGUCCCUGGAUGGUGGUUCGUAUGUAUCCUUGUGGCUAACAUAGCCGCGACCAUAUUUACAUGCCAUUAUUACAAUGACCAAUUGCAAUUGCAAUGGUGGGGGGUCUUGCUUGCUUGUGGUCUAGCCUUGUUUUUCACUCUACCUGUUGGAGUCAUUUAUGCCACAACCAAUCAGAUGCCAACUUUGAAUGUGAUCACAGAGUACAUAAUUGGGUAUCUGUAUCCGGGAUAUCCAGCUGCUAACAUAUUAUUCAAAGUAUAUGGACACAUAAGCAUGAAACAAGGAAUCAAUUUUCUCGAAGACUUCAAGCUUGGACACUACAUGAAGAUUGCUCCUCGAGCAAUGUUCAUGGCACAGGUAGUUGGUACUAUCAUAGCAGCACUUGUGCAUUUGGGAACUGCAUGGUGGCUUAUGAGCACAAUCCCUGACAUAUGCGACAGGGCGUUACUACCAGCAGAGAGCCCAUGGACUUGCCCCGGUGACCAUGUCUUCUACGAUGCUUCUGUUAUCUGGGGCCUUGUCGGGCCUCGCAGAAUCUUUGGGGACCUUGGCUACUAUUCGGCUAUCAACUGGUUUUUCUUAGCUGGGGCUAUAGCUCCUGCCCUUGUUUGGCUUGCACACAAGGCCUUCCCAACCAAACAAUGGAUUAGACUUAUUACAAUGCCUGUGCUCUUAGGGACAGUAGUCAACAUGCCUCCAGCUACUGCUGUGAAUUUCACUAGCUGGAUCCUCAUUGGAUUCGCCUCAGGCUUUGUUGCUUACAGGUACUACCGCGGCUGGUGGAGCCGCCAUAACUAUGUGCUAUCUGGAGCUCUGGAUGCUGGAUUAGCCUUUAUGGCGGUAAUUUUGUACUUGUGUCUAGGGAUGCAACAUGUCCACUUAAAAUGGUGGGGAAGUACGCCGGAUGGUUGCCCGUUGGCUUCUUGCUCAACGGAGCCAGGUGUUGUGAUUAAUGGCUGUCCAUUGAUAUGAGAAAACCUUCUCCAAUUGCAUUGUAUUGGUUUCAUAAUUCUUUUGGUUAGAGUAGAACUGUAUAUAAUUUGUGACUAUUUGAUAAUGGUUAAUACUAAAUAGUAAAUACCAUUCCUUUCA